This is a messenger RNA of Fomitopsis serialis, 1713 nucleotides long. RefSeq names its product tubulin-tyrosine ligase family-domain-containing protein. The record is from RefSeq and is a predicted model, not a curated record. Gene Ontology annotation, biological process: protein modification process. Bases 42 to 1511 code for a protein of 489 amino acids. Gene Ontology annotation, cellular component: P-body. NCBI's taxonomy places the organism in Eukaryota, Fungi, Basidiomycota, Agaricomycetes, Polyporales, Fomitopsidaceae. The transcript is spliced from 4 exons.
GCCUACAGCCUGCACGCGAUGCAGGCAUCCACCGCACUCGUAUGCUGGCCUCUGCGCCGUUGACGGAUGGGCUCGUACGUAGGGCACUGUCGUCUCUGGUCUCACCUCCCGCCAUCGUCGACUCGCUAUCCGAGCAGCUCGUGUCCUCGCCGGGAAACCUACUGCAAUGGUCGACGUACGACGUCAUCAACCAUGACCUGAUCCAUCUUCCUCCGUCUGGAUCAAGAGUCCUUUCAUCAUCGUAUAUCAUUCGCAAAGCCCUCAUCCGAAAACACUACCUCUCCCGGUGUAUUCGGAGCUAUGUAACGAAGCAUCCCGACUCUCCGCUGCAGCGCACCGUACCGAAGACAUGGGACAUAGAUCUCAGCUUUGCCGACGAGCUAGACGAGAUGUGGAGCGACGACUUAUACGAUCUUGGUCUGGAGCUCGACGGCGAAGAGAAGAAGUGGUGGAUCCUGAAACCUGGCAUGGCGGACCGGGGCAUGGGCAUCAGGUUGUUCCAUACCAAGGACGAGUUGACGCAGAUAUUCGAAGGAUUUGAACCCGAUUCGGACGAGGAAGAAGACCAAGAAGGAUACGACGCAGAGACCACCAAGCCGGACACUGCAGUCGCAGCCUCCCAGUUGCGACACUUCGUCAUACAAGAGUACAUUGCCGAACCUUUACUUCUAGAUCCUUUGGAGGUCCCACUAGACGGAAGGCCUAAGCCGCAGCCUCAGGAUCUACAUGGUCAUAAAUUCCACCUCCGCGUCUACUGCGUCGCCUCUGGUGCCCUGACGGUCUAUAUGUACACCCGGAUGCUCGCUCUCUUCUCGGUUGUACCCUACGCAGCGCCCGGAUCUUCCGCGGAUAAGUCGACAGCGGACUACGUGAACGAGGAUCUUACAGCACACCUCACCAACACCUCUCUGCAGACGGACCACGGUGAAGCUGGAGUGAGACUAUUUGAUGAGCUUGUGGGAUGCCGUAUUCUUUCGGCUUCGACAGCCCAGUCAGCACAAGCCCGACCGCGACAGCCUAGGCCUUCACGAGCAAUGGGUGAGAUGUUAGGUGCCGAGGAGUUGCGGGCAGCAAGCAAAGCCCAGCAAACGCCCCUGGCGCAGGAAUCCGAGCAGUUGUCAGCUGAAGACAUUGAGGAUAUCAAAUUACAAGUCGCAGAGGUGCUAGGCGAGACUUUCAAAGCUGCACUCGACAUGAGUGUUCAUUUUCAGGCUCUUCCAAACGUGUUCGAGCUAUUUGGCAUCGACUUUCUAGUCACGCGUGCCGAGUCCCCUUCCGCCAAACGGAAGUUCCAAGUGUACCUCCUCGAAGUUAACUCGGAGCCUGCCAUUGAACUGACAGGUCCACGGUUGACAUGGAUCCUUGAGGACCUCUUUGCCGCUAUUGGGAAGGUUUGUGUCGCGCCGUUCUUUGGUGGAGCGGGUGCUGGCACGGAGUGGGGCGUGGGCGAGACGAGGGAGGCCUUGAGAAAGUGCUUGGACAUCGAGGUGCGGGGAUCGCGAGGAUGGUGAUGAUUUGCUUUGUCAAUAAGCAACAGAAGGCACAGCUCAUGCUCAGCCUGAUCCUUAUAGAACAUACCCGUACUUACUCGUAGAGCCAGAGUCUACGCAUCCCGGACAACGAAAUGGUGCUCGUUGUAUGGCUUCCGAUACACAUCAACGGCUGCAAAACAAUGGGCACACGACCAACACACGACUGGUAGUAAUUCAUGGA